Oryctolagus cuniculus (rabbit) is the source of this 886-nucleotide messenger RNA. It is a transcript of the gene IL17C, whose product is annotated as interleukin 17C. Gene Ontology annotation, biological process: inflammatory response. NCBI's taxonomy places the organism in Eukaryota, Metazoa, Chordata, Mammalia, Lagomorpha, Leporidae. Gene Ontology annotation, cellular component: extracellular region. The record is from RefSeq and is a predicted model, not a curated record. Gene Ontology annotation, molecular function: cytokine activity.
GAGCCGGCCCAGCCAAGUCGGCCGCCAGGUGCACGCCGGGACUGCUGCCAGGGGUGAGGCUGCUCCGGCCUGGCCGACACCGCUGCCGCUGCUACCGAGAUGAUUCUCCCUGGAAUCCUGCUUCUGACCUGGCUGCCCGCCAGCCUGGCCCACCCCGGACCCCCACUCUGGAGAGGUGCCCACACCCACAGCUGGGGGGCCCCUCGCUGCUACUCGGCCGAAGAACUGGGCUCUAGCCAGGCCCCACCACACCUGCUGGCCCGAGGUGCCCGGUGGGAGCAGGCCUUGCCUGUAGCCCUGGUGUCCAGCCUGGAGGCGGCAGACCAGCGGAGGCGGCACAAGGGGCUCCCGGCUGGGCCCCAGUGCCCAGUGCUGCGGCCGGAGGAGGUGCUGGAGGCAGAGACCCACCAGCGCUCCAUCUCGCCCUGGACGUACCGCGUGGACACGGACGAGAACCGCUACCCCCAGAAGCUGGCGUUCGCCGAGUGCCUGUGCCGGGGCUGCAUCAGCACCAGGACGGGCCGCGAGACGGCCGCGCUCAGCUCGGUGCAGCUGCACCAGAGCCUCCUGGUGCUGCGCCGCCGGGCCUGCUCCCGCGCCGGCUCGGGGCCGCCCACGCCGGGGGCCUUCGCCUUCCACGCCGAGUUCAUCCGCGUGCCGGUCGGCUGCACCUGCGUCCUGCCGCGGUCGGCCCGCUGACGGGGCGUGGGCGGCUCCCUCCUGUUUGUAUUUAUUGGUUAUUUAUGUCCCCCGCCCCUGAGGACGAGCGCGCGGCCGCUUCCUCGUUUACUGUUCUGCGCACACGUGCGUGUUAGUAAACGGAUCAGCACCCAGGAGAGGAAGUUCCGCGGCUCGUACGUCCUCGUGCGCCCGCGCCGCCGACCCC